AUGUCUGAAUAUUUGAUGUUAGUAUUAAAUAUAAUUAUUUUCACAUUGAUUAUAUUUACUCCUAAUUCUUAUAAUAUCGAUAUAGAAUAUUACAAUGACGAAGACAAUUUAAACGAUUCGUAUCAAAUCGAUUCUAGUGAAGAAAAUGCUCGAAGAACAGUUGGAUCCAAUAAUUUGUCAAACGUAAAAAUUUUAACACUUUCAAAUGCUAUUAGUAAUUCGUCUAGUAAUUUGGACUGUACUGAAAGUAAUAUUGAAAGAGACGGUAUAAAAUUUCCUUAUAAAAUUGCAAAAGCUGUAGUCCCGCUUAAUGUCUCCGCUAUUAGUGACAAUACGGAUAACAUUCAUAUUUUAAAAAACAAUGUCAAAGUUCUUCCGAUAACUCCAAAGUCUAUGACUAAUUUAAAGACAUUCAAAGAAUAUGAUUACAAGUAUGAUUAUGAAGAAGAUGUAUAUCAAAUAUUACGUCUUCAAUCAUCAUCCGAUACAGCGAAUAAAAAAAAUGAAAAGUAUAUGUAUAGUAACGAUACACCGAACGGACGAUUUUUUAACUUAGAACCAGCAGUCGAUUUUGAAAGUAGUCUAAAAAUAAGCAAGAAUAUCGCCGACGAUAAUGUAUGGUACGUGCCUCAGGAGUUUCCUUGUUGGGAGCUGCCUAUUUUAUAUGGUGAAUUGGGUACUAAGAAGAAGAAGUCUGACGUUUUUUUGAUAUAUGGUGGAAAUUUAAUAAACGUCAUAGAUCCCUGGACUAAAGUACAGUCAAAGUUUAAACCGUCUGAUCCUUUAAUGUCUCACUCUAUAAACAAAUGGUGCGAAGUAGAGCCCUGCUAUGGCGACCAUACCCUUUGUUUGUUUUCAAAUAACGAUAUAUCAAAUAUAUGUGAUAAAAAUUUUAAGGUACUUGUGCCUUCUAUUUUAGAUCAAUUAACUAUAAUUAGUACAAUAAAUGCGAUGCGUAAUAGAGUCGCUAAUGGUUUAGCUAAAAGAUAUUCACAUCUACCUACCGCCGCAAACAUGAAACAAAUCACAUAUGAUUAUGAUCUUGAAAGAAUGGCCGAAGCCUGGCUCAGCCAGUGCUUACCAGGAGCCGCUCCAUGUUCCGCCCUUGAUGGGCAUCUAGUUUCUCAAUUAGAAUGUACGAAAUAUAUGAAGUACUGCUGUUUACGAGUGUCGAAAACGAUGUCACAUUGCACACCCAGAGCAGAGUGUUUCAUUUAUCCUAUUGUUGGAUGUCUCCAUAUUUGGUUUUCUAGUGCAGGAGAAAAAUUAAUUGAAACAGAUAUUCACUGCGGUCGUACUACAGUAAAAACUUUCAAUACAGUCCAACUACUUUGGGCCAAAACGAGUAAAAUUGGCUGUGCCUAUGGCGAAAGAUCCAACGGCGAUGUUAGAAUUGUUUGUAACUUUUCUCCAGGUGCACCGUUUUAUUUGCAAACGAAGUUAUUCUGUGGCUUGAUUGGGCACAACGAUAUAGAAUUUCUGCGCAAUAAUGAAAAUAUUACAAAUUCUACAUUUUUGUCUUCUUUAGGAAUAAAAUGGAACAGUGUUUUAAAAAAGACACGAAUAAAUAAUUCUCUAAACAAUGUAUUAGAUCUUAAAGGGAAAUCAUUCCAUGCAACAACGAAAUCAAAGUCUAUUUGGGGCGUGGACAGUUUGGCUAAAAUAUACGAACGUGGUUGGGUAAGAAAACAACUUGACGAUUAUGAAAAUGGAACUAGAGGCAUGGUCGCCCGUUUGGUGGCCAGAUAUAAAUUUAUCGAUGAAAGCGAGUCAAGAUGUGACUCAGACGAGUCUAUAUAUGAGGUUGGGAGUCCAGGAUCUAUGUGUUUACAAAGAAGCAGGACUUUCCAUGCCUUAUGCUAUGAUUUCCGAGAUCCAACAACUGGAUACAGAAUCAUUGCCAUAGCUGCACCUAUUGUUCUUUUUUCAUUAAUAUUGUAUGAUUUAUUUAGUGGCGUAGUAAGGCAAACUAUAUAUUGAGUAAUUAUUAAAAUGUUUAGACAUUUAAAUACAUCUUUGAGUGACUAAACUUACACAUACAG
Messenger RNA from Vanessa tameamea, 2042 nucleotides. RefSeq lists its product as uncharacterized. The record is from RefSeq and is a predicted model, not a curated record. The transcript is spliced from 2 exons. Bases 1 to 1980 code for a protein of 659 amino acids. Lineage: Eukaryota; Metazoa; Arthropoda; Insecta; Lepidoptera; Nymphalidae.